UUGACGCACUUCUCCACAAGCGCCUUUUGGAACAUGAAGAUGAAAAGACAUGUUUUUGGCUGUUGUUUAUUAGGCUUGGUAGCCAUUGUCUCGGUGUUUGCAGAUAAUGACGACGAUAACUCAGAUAACUCCAUAGAAAGUGACUCCAAUGGCCGCUCAAAUGCACCCUCCCCGGGUCCAUGGUUCGACCGAAUCUUAGGUCUCAUACAUUCUAAGAACUUCCAAGGUGCCUACAAGACGUAUAUGGAUAACAUGAAUCAGCCAGAAUCCGCUGACAUUUCAACCGGUGAAUUAGCAAGGCGUGACUUUGCCCCUGGCCCCGUGAGUAAGGUUUUCGUGAAAGAGUCCCGAGGUAAACGCCACCAUCGCCAUCAUCAUCCUCAUCAUGAUCAUCAUCAUCAUCAUCAACAACGUCACCAUGAUCAGAAGAGUAGUAAAAAGGCGAGGAAAUGGUUGAACGUGAAAGUUGUAAAUCAAGUAGGUACACGAGUCAAAAUAAAGGCCGACAAGAUCCUACCGAGCGCCGUACUGAGCAGCGGAGAAAUCUUUGUCUACCAUCAGCUCUUGAACGAGACUGACCGAAAGGCUACGAUCACUCUGAAGGCUGUCGACGAGUAUACAGAUAAGCCGCUGAUCAUCAACGGAGACCAAAAGUUCUACGUCACGCCAACUACUUAUGAUGACACACAAGAGGCGUACGUGUCACGCGAAGACUCAAGGAGUGGUAUCCUGCAUGGAAGACACGGCCACAUUGUCAAGAGUCAAGGGGCGGGUAACAGAUGGUUCUACGUAAAGCUCAUAAACCACGCCGGCGGCCACGUGAGAGUCAGUCCGGAUCAGAUUCUCCCGGCCACCACAUUGGAUGUGGAUGAAUCUCAAGUAGAGUACGCUCGCCUGGAGCCUGGGGAUGAGUACAAGAGAAUCGUCCUGAGAGCUGUGGAUGUUAAGAAUGAUGAGCCACUGAAGUUAAACGGGGAAUUUACGCUGGCUCUGAGGCCUGAUGAUGCGGGCGAUGUUGCAAGGGUGAAGAUGACACGAGGAGACGUCAUUUAUGCGAAAUGCGAUAACUUUGUCCCAAUGGAUGGAGAAGGCAAGUUUGAAUACCAGAUCGCUACAGAUGAAACAAAAAGUUGGUUUGACUCUGUCAGAGCCUGCAAGCUUUGUAAUUCUGAACUGCUAAGUGUCCACACUAAAGAAGAAAACGAGUUUAUCACAAGACAACUGCGCAAGUCUUCUGAUGUAAACAAACUGUGGAUCGGAAUGUCCUACAAAGAGAAAGUAAGAAUGUGGUCCUGGAUUGACGGUUCCAGAUACAGAUACCAAAAUUGGAAGGAAGGCCAACAAUACGACGGCAAAGACGAACAGUGCGGUAUAAUGUACCAGCGGUAUGACUGGGGACGAUGGGAUGAUGACAACUGUUAUAAACCACUUGGCUUCAUCUGCAAAAGACAUCGAACAAAGGUUACCGAUCAGUUGAAAAGAAAAAACAAUUCGACAACAGCCAAGAGUGGGUGUCCAGACAUUUUGCCGGAGUGUCCCUCCCUGUGUAGUAUUGUUAAAAAUCCUGGAUCUUGUCCCCAGUGCGAUUGUGGACCCCUUGUCAAAGGUUAUGACACCAUGAGUUCCCAAGAGCAAGCCAAGGUGCGCAAGCUGUUCUCCGAAGCCAACCAUCAAGUGGCUGCAGCCAGACAGGCACGGAUCGAUGAGGCAGGAGCAAUGCGCCGGUCUAGGAUCAUGGAGGAAGCUGGACGGAUUAUGGCGGAGUCACACAAUCUUCAGCGGGUCGCAAUGAUGGAAGGAAUCCCAUUGAAUCUUCCCGCACUUGCACCAGUGCAUCGAAGAGAGAUGAUCCUGAAACCCGACGAAAGCGAAACCGAACUUAGUAAAACCAGGAGCCUUGCGCGUGAGAUUGCAAGUAUGAUCAACGGCAUCGAGAGCACUAAGAAAGAACAAAGAAGGAGUUAACUUGGUAGCCCUUACUGUGGAGCACUUCAUCAAGUUUUGUGUAGAACACAUGAUCAUACUAGGUUGAAUGGAUCCAGCAGCCUUUGAGGUCAAAGUAAUCAUUUUCUCUAGCUCCUGAGCAGUUUAAAUGCAGUUCCAGCGCGUAUGUGCACAGAAAAAACAAAACACGUCAUCGUUAAUUUAAGAAUCACGAUGGGACUUUUCUCCCUCAGUCAAAAAGUAGUGAGACAACAUUACUAGAACUCGUUGAAAAGAUCUUCUUCCCUCCUCCCCCCAUCCCUCCUUUAGAUCAGAAUCCCCACUUCAACCUCAAUACCCUCCACUUCCUCUUUCAUCUGCAUUUACCGCUUGACAUAAGAAUACCCGGUAUAGCGCCACCCAGCUUCUAUUUGGAGCACAAAACGGUUAGAAAGAAAGAAGAGUGCUCAAAGAAAAUAAGUUCCAUAUUAUUUAUGUUUCCUCGCUAUCAGUCUAAUAAAGCUGCCCUAGCUCCGGCGAAUUUAGAUCUAAAGAGAAUUUGUACUAGGGAUGAUGUAACUAAGAGUACAGGAAGAAAUCCUACGAAAAGAUAUGAAAAGACAUUUUGCUAGUGAGGAAGAAUUUGAUUCGUAUGGAAUUAAUAAACGCUUCAAAGGUUUUGUUUGU
Stylophora pistillata is the source of this 2610-nucleotide messenger RNA. RefSeq lists its product as uncharacterized. Lineage: Eukaryota; Metazoa; Cnidaria; Anthozoa; Scleractinia; Pocilloporidae. The record is from RefSeq and is a predicted model, not a curated record.